AUGGCCCGGCUGCUCUGCAUCGUCAGCAUCCUGCUCUGCUGCCCCGAGCUGCUGCAGGGGAAACCCUCAGAGUACCAGCUGGAGUCGGAGAGCCUGAGCCGAUGUGAGCUGCUCAGGGAUGUGGCUGUUGCUAGGCAACAAGCUGACGUCCCUCACUGCUCCGAGGACGGCGGCUUCAGACCGCUGCAGUGUGCUGGGCGGGGUCAGGAGUGCUGGUGUGUGGACGCCGGAGGUCAGGAGGUCGCCGGGACUCGAACCAACAGCUCUGCCCUUCACUGCCCGACCCCCUGCAGGCUGCAGGCGGCGCUGCGCUGCUCCCCGUCAGGCCUCUUCCUGCCGCUGCAGUGCGACGCCAGCAGGGGGCAGUGUUGGUGCGUGGACCGGGACGGCAUGGAGCUGUACGGGACCCGGCAGGCCGGGGGGACCCGGCAGGCCGGGGGGACCCGCACAUGUCCGGGCAGCUGCCAGGUGAGGGCCCGCCGCCUCCUCCACGCCGGUGCCGGUGCCGGUGCCGGCACCGGUACCGGUGCUGCGUCGCCCCCCCAGUGCGCGGCGGACGGCAGCUUCCUGCCGGUCCAGUGCAGGUUCAUCAACACCACGGACCGGGCCGAGGUGGACCUGCGGCCCGCCUUCAGCAGGUUCCCGGAAGCCUUCCAGACGUUCGGAGGGUUCAGGAAGUUGUUCCCGGCCGUUUCCUCGUACUGCUUCUGCUCCGACAGCCGCGGCCGGGAGCUGGAGAACACAGGUGUGGAGCUGCUGCUCUCGGAGGUCUACGACUCGGCGGCGGUGGGUCUGCCGUCGGGACGCAGCUUCUCCCAGACCAACGUCUACAGGGUCCUGCAGAGGAGGAUGUUGGGAGUUCGCCUCGCCGCCACCGGCCGCUUCAGAUGUCCGUCCCGCUGCGAGGAGGAGCGGCGGGCGGCGCUAGCCUCGUCCAGCGUCUACGUCCCGUCCUGCGAGGAGGGCGGAGCCUACAGCCCCAGGCAGUGCCAGCGGGGGGGCCGGUGCUGGUGCGUGGACCCCCACGGGUCAGAACUCCCUGGGUCGGGGCGUCGGGGCGGUGGAGACUCCCUCGUCUGCAGCGGAGGUUCUGGUCCGGUUGACUGUCCCUCCCGGCGCCGGCUGGUUCUGUCCCGGCUCUUCUCGGGUCCCGUGGAGCCUCCGUCCCAGACCUCCUCCGUCAGCUCCUCCUGCCGGGCUCUCCGGCGGGCCCUGGGGGGCCAGGCGUCCCUGGUCUCCGUCCUGGGGGACGUCCUCCGCGGCGUCUUCCCCUCCGUGGGCGGGGCCCACCGGGCCCUGCGUGGCUCCGCCCCCCGCCGGCUGCAGGAGAACCUGUUCGGGGGGAAGUUCCUGAAGAGCGCGGCGGCCCUGAACUUCAGCGGGGCGCUGGGGCCCCGGGGGGCCCUGGGCCUGGACCAGCUCGCGUCUCAGGAGGUCCUGACCCGCCUGGAGGAGAACCGGGACCUGGUCCGGUCCGUCAGCAGAGUCCUGGAGGACCCGGCCUUCCUGUCCGCCCUGCAGCAGAGCCUGACGGGCCUCAGCAGCUCGGCGCCGCUGGACCAGGUCCUGGCGCCGCUGCUGCGCUCCUGCUCCGGCGAGGAGGACACCACCUUCGUCCCGCGCUGCUCCCCCGGCGGCGGCUUCAGGGAGGUGCAGUGCGGCGCCGGCGAGUGCUGGUGCGUGGACCCCCGGGGCCGGGAGGUGGACGGGUCCCGGACGGCGGGGCGUCCGCGCCGCUGCCCGUCCCGCUGCGAGGCGGCGCGGGCCGCCGCCCUGAGGUCCAAGGCAGACAUGGCCGCCGGGGCCGAGCUCCACGUCCCAGCAUGCUCGGAGGGCGGGGACUUCCUGCCGCUGCAGUGCGUCGGGUCCCGCUGCUUCUGCGUGGACGGCGAGGGGACGAGGACCGGCGGGCCGGCAGGGGACGCCGUCUCCUGUCCAGAGGAAACCCCCCCGAAGCUUCAGUCUACAGGUCGCUGCUCCGACGUGCUCGCCGAGGUCACGACCUUCAGACAGGAAGUGAGGAGCAUCAUGGCUCUCUCUAACUCCUCCCACCUCCCGCUGGGAUACGGACUCCUAUUGGCUGAAGGUUUGACCCUCGACGACCUCCGGAUCGGCCAAUCAGAGGAGGAGCUGCAGGUCUCGGAGAGGCUGCUGGGCGGAUCCAGAGCUGCGCUGCGAUUGGCUGCUUUCUCCACCGUGCAGAUGCUGCUUCCUCCUGGCCGCUGCUCUUACCAGCCGUUCACUCCCCAGUGUGACGCCGCCGGACGCUGGCUGCACACGCAGUGCUACCACAGCACAGGUCAGUGUUGGUGUGUGGACGAGGACGGCGAGUACGUCCCCGACUCCCUGACCAGCCGCUCAUCUCACCUGCCCCAGUGUCCGACCCGCUGCCAGAGAGCUGAGGCUCACUUCCUGCUCUCAGGUUGGAGGCGGGGCUCUGACAUCACCGCCAGGUACCGCCCACGCUGUGAGCAGGACGGGAGCUUCGCGGUUCUGCAGACCAGCGGCGGCGCCGGCUGGUGUGUGAAUCCCACCACCGGAGAGAGGCUGCAGACGGCGACAAGGAGCGCCGCGGGACAGCUGACGUGUCCAGGUCCCUGUGAGCUCCAGGGCCUCCAGUGUCGCCCCGACGGCUCCGUCGCCCCGCUGCAGUGUGACAUCACUUCCUGUUGGUGUGUGUCUGAUGACGGACAGGAAGUGCGCGGGACCCGGGCCGCCCGCCGGACGGGAGCGACGCCGUCAUGUGACCGUCCGCUCUGCCCCGCCCCCACCAUUACCCAUGGUGCACUGCUCUGUCGCCGAGUCGCCGACGGCCGCCAGAGCUGCGACCUGCUCUGUCACCGUGGUUACCAGAACUCCCUCCCCGCCAGCAGCUUCCUGUGUGAGACGACGAGUCAGCGAUGGGGCGGAGCCCACCGGCCGCUGGGCGGGGCCUGUCAGGUGUCUCGGCCGCUGCAGACGGUGGCAGCGGAGCAGCUCUGGUCUCUGCCGGCGUCCUGCUCCGGGACCGGUCCCGACCCGGUCCUGAACCGGACCGGAGGACUGGAGGCGCUGCUGGGGGAGGAGAUGGCCAGCAGGGGGCUCUGCUCCGCACAGCUCCCCUCCUCCACCAGGUCCGUGUCUCUCUGCGGCGACUCCUCCGUCCGUCUCCGGUGUGACGGAGACUCUCUGAGGGCGACGUUGACCUGGAGCUCCGCCCUCUCUGACCUCCCGACCUCUGACCUCCCCGACCUCCACGACGUCGCUGAGUUCCUGAGUGGAACCGGACCUGAGGAAGAGAUCCGGGAACUUCUCCGCUCCACCCUGAAGUCAGAGCCCAGACUGGUUACCGUGACGACGCCCACCUUCGGCUGUUCCCGUGGUUACCGCCUGAGCGGCGACGGAGACGGCUGCCUCGUUUGUCCCGCCGGAAGCUUCUUCCAGGAGGGGGCGUGUCUCGCCUGUCCGGAGGGAACCUAUCAGGGAGAAGAGGGGCGGGACUUCUGCACCCGGUGUCCCAGAGGCUCCUCCCCCGCCGGAGCCUCGUCUGUCAAUCAAUGUGAGACGGCGUGCCGGAGGCAGGGCCUGCGCUGCUCCCAGCGAGGAGACUUCCUGCCGGCUCAGGCUGACGCCCCCUCCGGCAGGUGGAGGUGUGUCAGCGGCGAGGGGGCGGAGCUUGAGUGGACGGCCAGCGACACGACUCUGACGGACGACGAGUGCUCAGUUCUCCGCAGGUUCCAGCUGGUUCCUGCAUCAGACCUGAUAGUUGGAUCUACAGACGCUGAAGUUCUGCAGACGACGACCUCUGACCUCACUUCCUGUGUCCAGGCCUGCGCGGCGGAUCCGUCCUGCCACCACGUGGCGCUGCUCAGCGGACGGACGCGGUGUGAACUGUACAGCAGCGACACCCUGAACACGCAGUGCAACGCCUCGCAGCAGACCAGGGGGUUUCUGGGUAAUCCCGAGGCCGAGCUCUUUGAUUGGCUGAGCUGCUCCCUGAGGGUGAGGGGCGGGGCUUCAGAUCUGCUGGUCCUGAGGAAGAAAGGGGCGGAGUUUUCCUCGCGGCAGCAGCAGCGCAGCUUCACCAGGAUGAGGAUGACGAAGGCCGUCUCAGGCGUGUUCAGGACUCAGGUUUUCUCGUCCCGCCGGACGUCCGUCUCCGACGCCCAUCGCUUCUGUCAGGACGGCUGCAGCCGCGACGCCUGCUGCCACGGAUUCAUCCUCAACCAGAACACGCUGGGCGGAGGUUCCCUGCUCUGCGGUUGGCUGAGAGCGCCGGCGGUGCUGAUGUGCGGGGACCAGGACUGGGACGUGAUUGGACGAGGACCUGCCGGGCGGGUCUGCGGGGCGGGGCUUAGCUACAACGAGCAGCAGCGCAGCUUCGUGUUCGACUUCGGGGGACAGAAGUUUACCGUCGACGAUGCCGCUCUGCCGGCAGACAGCAAGAACAAGGACGACUACCAGGCCUCCAUCGUGGGCUUCCAGGCCGUCUACCUGGACACAGAUUCCGGCGGCGUCUCGUCCUCCUGCGCUGCAGCAGACGCCGGUCCUCCUCUGGACGCGUCGGUGCAGCGGGGGUUUGAGUCUCUGUCCCCCGACGACGUCCUGGUGGAUCCUGACAGGAAGCUGCCGGCUCUCUCCUUCUGGCUCAACAAGGACAACUACGACUCCCAGCAGGCACUGCUCUGGUGUCUCACCCGCUGCGAUGAGGAGCAGCUCUGCUCCGUCGUCGACCUCAGAGACGACUCCGACCCCCCCGGGUUCUUCUCCUGCCUCCUGUUCCCCGACAGCAGAGUCUGCGGCGCCUACGACAAACCCCUGAGACGGGCCUGCCGCCCCCUGCUGGACCGAGAGCCCAACAACACCUUCACCAGGACAGUGGAUCUCUCUGGACCGGUGAAGAGUUUCUACGAAAGAGUUUCCUUCCACAAAAUGGUUUCCUACUCCGUUCGCAGCCGAGUCUCUCUGACGGAAAACACACCGCUGUCCGAGGGGUUCAGGGACUGUGAGCGUCGCUGUGAUCAUGAUCCUUGUUGCCGCGGCAUCGGAUUCGUCCGGGACACAAAACCCCCAGGGCUGGUGUGUCUGGCUCUCAUCUCUCUCGGGGUUCAGACCUGCGGCGAGGACGACAUGACGACCUGGAGAACUCAGGACUGCAGCCCGUCUGAAGUGAAGACCAGACCAGAACCGCUGGGCUGGUACCUGAAACCUGUCAAUCAGUGGACGUCGUCUCCAGAUCUCUGUCCUCCGUUCAGCCUCCCGGAGACCAAGAACAACGUGUCGAUGGACGAGUGGCGUCUCCUCCCGGACUCUUCGGUCCUCGUCGACCCGUCUCUCUCCACGUAUGAUGUCAUCCAUGUGAGCCGUGACAUCGCCGCCGACCGCAACCGGACCAGGGACUGGUGUCUCCAUGCCUGCCAGGAGGCGGAGUCUUGCGUGGCCGUGUCACUCAGGGAGGCGGAGCCUGCAACCCGCUGCGUCCUGUACCCCGACACCACCGUCUGCGGGUUAAGCUCCGCCUCCCGCCCCGCCUCCUCCUGCCGACUGGUCGUCAGGGAGACGGCCUCCGAGGUGUACCUGAGGACAGAGCCGCUGGCGCCGGUCACGUCCGUCUCCGUCCCGGGUCACGGGACGCUGCAGGGCGUUGCCGUGGAGACGGCGGUGGGCCCAGACGUGAGGACGGUGGUCCAGUUCCUCGGAGUCCCGUACGCUCGUCCCCCGACCGGACCGCUCCGCUUUGAACCGGCGCAGCCAGCCGAUUGGACGGGGAGCUGGGACGCCACCAAACCUCGUCCCAGCUGCGUCCAGCCAGGAGACGGGGCCUCAGCUGCGUCCAGCGAGGACUGUCUCUACCUGAACGUCUUCAGCCCUGCUGCUCUGAGGACUCCAGUUCCCGUCCUGGUUUUCUUCUUCAACCCUUCAGCCAAUCAGGAGCCGGGGAUCCUGGACGGCUCCGCCCUGGCGGCCAUGGGCAACAUCGUCGUGGUAACGGCCAGCUACCGGACGGCAGCGCUGGGCUUCCUGAGCACGGCUGGUCUCCGUGGUAACUACGGCCUGUCGGACCAGGAGGCGGGGCUUCGCUGGGUUCACGCCCACAUCGCCCUGAUGGGCGGAGACACCCGGAGGGUGACGGUGGGGGCGGAGCGUCAGGGCGGUGACAUCACCAGUCUGCACCUCCUCUCCUCCUCCCCUCCCCCGUUCCAGCGGCUGGUGCUGAUGGGCGGCUCGGUUUUCUCUCCGGCGCUGGUCCAGUCGGCCGCCUCCUCCAGACGUCAGGCGGAGGAUUUGGCCCGAGAGCUCGGCUGCUCCAGCUCUGACGUCACCGACGAGGACAGGACGGCGUCCUGCCUGAGGGCGGCGCCGGUCCAGCAGCUCAACGCCGCUCAGACCAGACUGCUGGCGGCCAGCGGCCCGUUCCGGUCCUGGUCCCCGGUCCGGCCCGCCUCCCCGGCGCCGGCGCUGCACGCCGUGGACCUGCUGCUGGGAACCUCGGAGCACGACGGCCUGAUCAGCCGGGCCCGCAGGAUCAAGGACGUGGAGGCGGCGGCGGGUCGAGCCGACGGCCCGACGGCGUUCUACGCGGCGCUGAGCCGCUCGCUGGGCGGCGCCGCGGGCAGCGAGACGCUGAAGGAGGCGGCGGCCUGGUUCUACUCGCUGGACCACGGGCCCUCGGCGCCGGGUUACAGCCGCUUCUCCAGGGCGCUGGACAACGCCACCAGGGAUCUGUUCAUCGUCUGUCCGGCGCUGCAGAUGGCGACACACUGGGCCGACAGCCGGGCCAACGUCUUCCUGUACCACCAACCGGCCUCCAGAACCCACGACAGGGCGGACGGCUCGGUUCCCCUGGACGUCCAGCUGGCCUUCGGCGUUCCUCUCCGUCCCUCCGGCGCUCAGCGCUUCACCCCGGCUGACCGGCGCCUCUCUCUGGCCGCCAUGACCUACCUGUCCACCUUCACCAGAACCGGGAACCCGAACCCGUCCCGGUUCUGGCCCGAGUCGGCGCUGCCGCGCUGGCGGCCGGUCCCGCCCACUGAGGCUCCGCCCACUUACCUGGAGCUAAGCCCCGCCCUCCGGCUCCGGCGGGGCGACGCCCACAAAACCUGCUCCUUCUGGACCCAGCUGGGACCCAAACUGACCGGUGCGUCGGGGGCGGAGCCUGCACCGAUGCCACUGAUCGCCGAGCUCCCACUGGCUUCAUCCUCCGACCAAUCACAGGCCGAGAAAGACGCCUACAACUAGACCGAUGACAUCACUGCGAUGACAUCACUGCUUCACCUCCCAUAAUUCAGUUUGAUUCAAGCAGCUUCUGUUGAUCAGUUUCCAAUAAUCAAUAAAAACAUC
Molecule: messenger RNA, 7320 nt
Organism: Cololabis saira (Pacific saury)
Lineage: Eukaryota; Metazoa; Chordata; Actinopteri; Beloniformes; Belonidae
Gene: tg
Product: thyroglobulin
Exons: 48
Coding region: 1-7218 (2405 amino acids)
Biological process (GO): thyroid hormone generation
Source: RefSeq, a predicted model, not a curated record